Neoarius graeffei (lesser salmon catfish) is the source of this 8903-nucleotide messenger RNA. Its product is annotated as TBC1 domain family member 10A-like. The record is from RefSeq and is a predicted model, not a curated record. The coding region runs from base 447 to 3251 and encodes 934 amino acids. NCBI's taxonomy places the organism in Eukaryota, Metazoa, Chordata, Actinopteri, Siluriformes, Ariidae. The transcript is spliced from 10 exons.
GGCACUGUAAAUGUGACCGCGCAUACGUAAGUCAUACACAUUUGCAACAACUGACGAGAGGGUGUGAUAAACCUGCCUCUCUCACGCACACUGUUGAUCACAUGACCAUGUGGCUAACCAUUCUAUGUAAUGACCACACAAGGAGAGGGGUGGAAAAAAAGUCCUCUGAUCUCCACUUAACAUUGUGCUCAUACUAGUAAUCGAAAGCAGCUGGUCGUUUCCUGUUCGAUUCACGACACGGAGACGCUGAUGAGUAACGCCGGAAUCUUAAUUAUAUCCAAGUUAGACGUGAAGUGACAAAUCCAAAUGAUUGGCUAAUCUAUCCAAAAGAUGAAUCCUAUGAUGUGAAUUCUGUGCUCUCACAGGUGUGUGUGUGUGUGUGUGUGUGUGUGUGUGUGUGUGUGUGUGUGUGAGAGUGAGUUCCCUUUCAGUAUUUGGUGGAACAGAUGAAAGGCAGAACACAGCUCAAAAUUCGCGGUGGUCCAGUCGGCCGAGGCGACUUAAUUUGUCAUUUGAGAGGAGCGAUGGCCGAGGUCUCAGCCCUCACCCCUUCUCCUCCGGCGAUGACUGAUCAGUCAGUAGCUCCUCCUCCUCCUUCCUCUGCUCCCUCCCUCCCUUCAGAGUCGCCUAAACCUGCCACUGUCCCAAAAUCCGCUUUGUACGGAGACCGAGCUGUCAUGGCUGCCGCUGUAUUACCGCGACCAGUUAAAGAGACCUCUAUCCCUUCAUCACACGCCGGCGAGGCCAUGUCACCACUCCCUGAGAAUCCUGCUCCUCCUCCUGUUACAGCUGCUCCAGAAAGCACUUGUCCUCCUAGCCGAGGAAAAGAAGAUUCCCCGAUCACAGCGCAAACCGUCUCGUCAGAACCACCGGGAGGAGCGGCAGAUCCUGAAGCGCCAUCUUCUCCAGCACAGAAUCCCAUAACACCAUUCCGCCUGACCUCAAACUCCACCUCACACACGCCUCCUCAGUCUCCUCCUGCUCUUGUCCCUUUCGUUUCAGAUCCGUUGUCCGACCUGAAACCUGAUCCUCCCUGUCUCGUGGUUCAUGAUUCUUCGGUGCCGUUUAUAGGGCCGCCCCCUGCUCAAUCAGGCCCCGCCCUGGACACGCUGAGCUAUCUGGAGUCAGCGAGCAUGAUGUCGGGAACGUUGGAGUCUCUGCCGGGCAUCGGCGAAGAUGGAAGCUCGCUCGGGUCGGACUCGGAGCUCAACGGCCCAGUUAUGAGACGCACAGAUAAAUAUGGCUUCCUCGGAGGAGCACAGUACAGCGAGGGCAAUGCGGCGGAGAUCAGCUUGGAGGUGGCACGGCACCGAGAGAUCAAGUGGUUGGACAUGUUCAAAAACUGGGACAAGUGGAUCUCUCGCCGCUUCCCCAAGGUAAAGCUGCGCUGUAGGAAGGGAAUCCCGUCGUCUCUGAGAGCUCGAGCUUGGCAGCUUCUUUCCAACAGCGAGGAGCUUCUGAUGGCAAACAUUGGCAAAUUCGAGGAACUGGAGAGAGAGCCAGGAGAUCCGAAGUGGCUGGAUAUCAUUGAAAAGGACUUACACAGGCAGUUCCCCUUCCAUGAGAUGUUUGCUGCUCGAGGAGGCCAUGGUCAGCAGGAUCUGUACCGUAUACUGAAGGCUUAUACCGUCUAUCGACCGGAUGAAGGCUACUGUCAAGCUCAGGCUCCUGUGGCUGCGGUCCUGCUGAUGCACAUGCCUGCAGAGCAAGCGUUUUGGUGUCUGGUGCAGAUUUGUGAGAAGUACCUGCCUGGUUACUACAGCGCUGGACUGGAAGCGAUCCAACUCGAUGGAGAGAUUUUCUUCUCCCUGCUGAGGCGCGUAUGCCCCAUGGCCUACCGCCAUCUCAAGAAGUUUAAGAUCGACCCCAUUCUCUACAUGACCGAGUGGUUCAUGUGCAUCUUCUCCCGCACGCUCCCAUGGUCCUGCGUCCUCCGCGUCUGGGACAUGUUCUUCUGCGAAGGGGUGAAGGUCGUGUUCCGUGUGGGUCUGGUCUUACUGAAGCAGAUGCUGGGUUCUGUGGAUAAACUGCGGGAGCUGCAGGGAAUGUACGAGACUAUGGAGCGCCUGAGGAACAUCUCACCGGACAGCAUCAGAGAGGACAUACUGGUUCACGAGGUCACUGUUCUCCCUGUAACAGAGGCUUUGAUCGAGAGGGAGUGCACCAUCCAGGUGAAAAAGUGGCGCGAGUCUCGUGGUCCCCUGACCCACCAGCCGGGCCGUAGGCUUCACGGUACACGAGACCUCCACGAGCAAAAACGCCGUGCUGCUGCUAUCAGCUCCGGGGGAAGCUUGUCCUUCCUGGGCAGCUCCAUGUCCCCUCCUCCACCUGGCCCCCUGCGCUCCUCUUCCAGCCUCCUCUCUCUUCCUGGCUUCCGGAGAUCCAAAAACCCAUUCUCUUACGGUAAAAAAAGCAGUUUUUCCGGUCCGGAAAUGCAGAUGUUUGGAGGCGGGACUCCUAUAAUGAUAACAGCCUCAUCUGGGCCACCACGCCAACCCGUUUCUGCAGCGGCUCCACCCACUGAAAGCGCAGGAGGGCACAAGCCUAGCCCUUUAGCAACGAAACCCCCAACAGCACCAAAAUCUCCGGUGUCACAUUCUGGACCAGAAUCAACACCAGAACCAACAUCAGAGCAGAAAUCUGAGCCAACAUCAGCCUCGAAACCUGAACCAGAAUCAACAUCAGCCUCGAAACCUGAACCAGAAUCAACAUCAGCCUCGAAACCUGAACCAGAAUCAACAUCAGCCUCGAAAUCUGAAUUAAUACCAACACCAGUAUCAAACUCUGGACCAGAAUCCGGACCGGAACCCCCAUCAGUGCCAAAUUCCAGCAAGGAAUCUGCGCAUCCUCCCAUUCCAAACCAGCUCCAGCCCCCUCGAGUCGUCUCGGAGCAAGUUACCCCCACAAUCCCGUCUCCCACGGCCAACAACGUGCCUCUGCCUCCCUGCGAGGACGAGGGCAAGAAGAAGAAGAAAGGCAAGGAGGAAAAGAAAAGCAAGGAAGAGAAGAAGAAAGAGAAGGAGGAGGAGAAGCAGAAGGUACGAGAGAAGAAGGAGCGUGAUAAGGCAGAGAAGGAAAAAGCAAAGAAGGAGAAAGAGAAGGCUGAGGCGAAAAAGGACAAAGAGAAGGUUGAGGCAAAGAAGGAGAAGGCUGAGAAGAAGAAGGAGAAAGGGGGGAAAAAGAAGGACAAAGCUGCAAGCACUGAGACGGAGGAGAAGAACGGAGCCGCAGCAGCGAAAAACAUGGCUUAGUUUAAUGAAAAAAGUGAAUGGAGAAGGAUGUUUUUCAUCUUCAAGAGAACUGGAUCACGUUUUAUGAUUCUCAGAUCCAUUAGGAGAGAUAUUACACACACACACACACACACACACACACAGUCUGUAAAUAGAUCAGUAGUUCAUUAUUUAGUAAGUCAUCCAACCAUAAAGCGUUCAUCCGGUCCCUCUAAAUCAGGCGGCGACCCCUAAACUGAAUAAAGAUCAUCCUAGUCCUUGUUGUAGACUAAUCAAGGAGGCUGUAAUUAUUAACGUCUGUUAGCGUGUGCUUGUCCGUGUUUACAUGUUUGUGCGGUAGUGUAGUGUCACCGUUCGCCGUUUCUGACUUGACCUGUAGAAGGCGCUCUUUCAUCCUUCAGGAAGAAAUGAAAAGCAAAAAAACACAGGAAAAAACAAAAAAUGAAGUCUGGUUUGGCCGCUAGAGGGAUUGGAAGAGCAGGUUGAACUAAAACUGUGCUAGGAAUGGUACUGCGGUCGGAAUCGCGUGACUUCCUGCCUGACUAACAUAAUACUCUUGGUAACUUCUUAAUCUCGAGAUCUUAAGAGUCGUUAACCCUCUCGCUCUGUUUCUAUUUCAGCUAUCUGAUUGUUUUUGUACGUCUCUUUUUGGUUCAUCGAUGGCACUGAGGCUGGGCGGUAGGACAAACUUUAAUAUCAAGAUGCACAAACUACCAGCAAAAGUCUUUUGGUGACACUUUGAUUGAAUGUUUGCAAAAAUAAAUAGCUUACAAUUAAAAAAAAAAAAAAAGACGAGGGUCCCAUGACGUUGUGCCGCUUCACAGCUCCAGCUUCGACUCCAGGGUCCCAGGUUCGAUCCUGAGCUCGGGUAUAGUGUGUUGCAUGUUCUUUCCAUGUGUGUUCCCUUCAGGUUCUCCGGUUUCCUCCGACCUCAAAAAAAAAAAAAAUGCCAAUGCACAAAAUUGACCUGAAGUGUGAAUGCAUGCACAUGGUACCAUGGGUGUGUCCCUGGAUUCACCGUGACCCUCACCUAGAUUAAGCCCUUAAAGAUAGAUAAAGAUGGGGGAGUUCAGUACUUGUAUUUUAUUUUGCAAUUUUAAAGACGAAGUAAACGUCACAAAGCAGUUUGCUUCCAAUUAGAGAAAUUAUUUUAAAUAUAUUUUUGAAAAUGAUAUCACAAUCAUAGUGAUAUCUCAGAAAAGUAUAUUGUGAAAAUUGAUCACAAUAUCAAUAUAUCGUCCCAUCGCUUAGCCCUAGACUAUGUAUUCCCCCUCCCUUUUUUUUUUUUUUUUUUAAAUUCUUGCUUAUUUUUAUACAGUCCUGUGCAAAAGUCUUGGCAACCCCCCCUUUUUUUUCUUCUUUUCAUAUGAACUUUGUUAUAGAUUUCUAUUUUAUGACUUCUACAUUAUUGAAUCAAAACAUUACAAAAGCAUUUGAGUUCCAAACGUUCAUUUUUUUUCCCCAGCACAAAAUUAAAUGUUACAGGAAAAAAAAAAGUUUGUAUCUGAGCAGCAUAUUCCAUAAGAGAGCACUUUUCAGCUUAAUAAAGAAAACAUCAUGAAGGCUACUUUUUUUGUUGUUGUUUUUGGGUUUUGUUUUUUUUUUUUUUGUGCGCAAAAUGAAGUGUGUGUGUCAAAGUGUCCAGAAGAACUGUGGCUGGUUCUGAAAGAUGCUCAGUAAAACCUACAGCUCAUUUCCGCAUAAAACUGCACUCACUGGACCGGAGGCGACUAUUUUUAUUUAUUUAUUUUUUUUCUAAUUAAAUUUUUUUAAUAUAUAUAAACAAAGGGUCGUCUCACACCAAAUAUUUACUUUGUUAUAUUGAUUAUAGCUUACUAGUUACUGUUUUUUUGUUUGUUUUUUAAAUGUGGAAACAUUUCAUUUUUUUUAAGCCAUUUUUGGUCGACAGCAUUUCUGUACAUGUGCCUAAGACUUUUGAACAGUACUGUGUCUAUUUCUCUCGUUCCUUUGCUUUCUUUCUCCUCUCCUCUGUUUCAGUGUGAACUGGAAUCUCGAUGUUACACGGCAGAGUGAAUUGCAAAAGCAUAAUGGUGCGACAUGACUGCAGAAUCUUAACGUGUAGGGAGAAUGAAACAUUUGAACUUGACUCAAUGUUGGUUAAACCUGCUUGGACUUUGACCUCAGACUCCUAUUUAUUUGCUUGUCAAUGAAGGAAUUAGUCUGUUUGCACUGAACCCGCUAUUAUUAUUAUUAUUAUUAUUAUGUUUUGUCCUGAAGGCACCACUAAUAUUUGAUUUGCAUCGUUCUUUCUGAUGUUAAUGAAUAACGAUGUUCGGUAGCAUUAACGUCCGAGCUUGUCACCGUUAGGGCUCGAUCGCAUUGAUGUACAGUUUGUUAAUUUAACCAGAUGAACAAUUAGAUUGUGUAUUAUUUUAGAUUGUAUUAUUGUUAUUUUUCUAUGCAAGAAUCCAGAGGCCUGCGUGACUGGAAGUCUAACAGCUUUUAGAGGAAAUUGAAGGUGUGUUUUCAAGUCGUCAUUUCUUAGUUUCUUGGUUGUUUUGUUUUUGUUUGCACAUUUUUCUUUCCCAAAAAUUUUUUUGAGAACAAAACCAAGCUUAUUAUUAUUGAGUCUGUUCUAAAGUCACAAACAUUUACAGUAUUUAGUGCCCGUAAAGGCUAGUUUACUUUCUCACAAUUUACAUUUACAGCUUUUGAAACUGUCGAUCAGCCGAAAUGUUUGCUGCAAGGCUAACGUAGCUAACGAGUAACAGAUCGCACAAAAUCUUCUGUGAAUAUUUGCGGUAAAAUCUCAGACACUGUUACAGAUCGUAAUCUCAAUCUGAAAUGAAGUGUUGUAAAGUAGCAGGGACAAUCCAAAGUUCAAAAUCGAGCUUCAUCAGAAGUAGGUUUUGGAGGCGGGGCCUAAGGAGCAAAUCAAACUAUGCAGUGUUUUCAGUGCGUUUGAAUGGGACCCUGGUGUGUUCUCCCCCUCGGCGUGGUUCUUUAGGCCCAUCAGAACUUAGCAAUCAGAUUUGGUUGUGGACCAAACAAGUGGUCCAAGAGCAUCUGAGUGACCGCAGUGAGGAAGAGAUUUGACUCCGUGUCAUUUCCUGCAGUCAAGUUGAUUGUCAGUCGAUGUGUGUAUGGUGUUUUGUGGACUCGACUGCAGGAAAUGAUUCAAUCAAGCCAUGUGUGGUAUUCUUUUUCUUUUCUUUGUAGGUGUGAGCUGCCAAACUUAUCCAUGAGAUGCGAAUAAGGACAGAGCUGUAGUGCUGCAGAAAUGUUGUGUUCUGGAGAUUUGGACCAAUGGACAAAAAGAGAAAUAAACACUGGAUGUGAGACACAAAGUGUUUUAAACUAUAGAUAAUUAUCUAAACCUUUUUGUAUUCCUGCAGGGUGGUUUUUUUUAAACUGUGUUGUAUUAAAACAAACCAAAGUAUCAUUUUCACUCUGUAAUGUGGACGAAAACAAUAAAGCAUGAAGAAAACAUUUAUGCAAAACCUUUUGAGGGAGAUCUGUCUGUCCGUCUGUCUAUCUUCCGAAGCGCGUCAUCUACGACAGUUUUGAAGCGAACAUCUCGGCUGGUUGACUGAUUUCAGAUUUCUCAUGAAGUUAUUCCUUUAGGAUUGUGUUAAAUAUGUUGCACCCCAUUUGUCAACAUAAGGUUUUGUUUUUUUUUUUUUUCUUUUGUUUUUUAAAAUUAUUUAUGGUGAAGGUUUGAGUCUGUACUGUAGUAAUGUUACUAUAUUAUGGGAAAUGUUUUUGCAUCAUCUUUGUGAACCACCGGAACGUUUCAUACAACAGUGUGUCAAUGUUUCUAAACGAGCUCCACCCCUCGAGGCAUGCCGCAGUAUUAUGCAACAAAAAUUGAUCAGCACUUUGGAAACCGGACCAUACCAUCCAUCCAUCCAUCGGGACUGUCUGAGAACAUUAAUGUGAUGAUGUGCAAGGUGUUUCCCUCGUGGUCUUGUUCUGUGGUGCUGUUUUUUUUUUUUUUUUGUUCCCUCACCUCUAGGUGGUGCCAUUUUUUUUUUUCGUUCCUCCCCCUCUUAAAAACAAGUGGUGCUUCACUUGGACCACGUUGGCAGCUGUGUUCUGAUAUUGUUUUUAACUCGCCCUUCAUCAAUCAGUCCUUGGUGUCAUAACAGUUCUGAGAAUUUUAUUAGAUGUUUGAGGAUGCUUGGGUUUCAGGAGCACAAUUUACCUAGAAGGCAUUUCUACAGACCAAGAAUUCCAAACAAGGCUUUUUCAGUGAAAGCAGAAGCAAUAAGAUGAUGCUAAUGUUUCACAGAAAUAUGAUUUUGCUCUGCCAGAUGAUGAUGAUGAUACGACUCUACAUGUUAUUGGUGGCAACGAGGGCGUUUUAUAAACCGUAUCGGAACACAGUGUGUGUCUAUGCAAACCCUAAACCCCAGAGAAUGACUCCUUCUGAAGCACGUUCUUUCAGUGUCCGUUUUGGCUAUUUGAAGGAGCAGAGGAACAGAGUGAACUUCAGAAACGGUACUUUGCUCAGAAUUGUCCGAGUUUUGGUGAUUUAUUUUGUGACUGAAUAUGCCAAAAAAAAAAGUCCAGUUUUAAACCUCUACAGCUUCAAGCAAUCUGAUAUUGUGAUAAUGUGGGGUUUAAAGAAAUUUGAAUUUCAGUGUCUGCGUUUUUAGCUUCAGCACUGAAGCGUGCUUUACAGCAUCUUGGUUAUCUCCUCCCACAAGAACCAGCAACCCUUUUUAACAAACGCCCCAUGUUUCUAUUGGUUUAAGAGCUGAAACAACUUCAAAGUGUAGAAUUUUUGUAAUAAACAAGUAGUGCUAGAUAAUGACGACACACCAAGAAGACAGAUCCAUGCUGGUGUGGUCAUGAUCAGGUUUUAUUGCAGCAGUAGCCCAUGUAAACAUCUUGAGCUGUUCAAAAUGACAUCAUAACCAUCUUGGCUGUUUUGCAGUGCAAGUGGAAAAUAACUACUCGAUAGUAUUUCAUGUUUCAGAAUAGGCAUGUGCUGGUGUUACUCUUUCGUAUUGCGAUAAUUGCUUAAAAUGUAUCGCAAUUAUUUAUCGUAUUUAAAAACAAUACCAUAGUAAUCCCAAUAACUACUGAUUUUUUUUUUUUUUUUGCACAAGUGACUCUUAAUGUCCAUUACGUUUCAGGCGUCCAGUGGUUCGGUUCCUAGAACCUUUCAAAUAAACUACCUUUACAGAACAAGCGUUUUUAAACCGCGGUCUCAAUGGAACAAAAGCUCCACCCACUGAGGCAGCGCCCACCUAUGAAAAUUAUCCAUAAUAACAUGCUGCGUCCUAAAUGUUACGAUUUAACAUGUAACUCAUAAUCAGCACAUCCCUGGGGUUCGCACUUAAUACGUCAACUUUCAUGAACCUGAGAACAGAUUACUCUGCUGAUUAGAAAUUCACUCCCUCACUCAGUGUUUGGUUUGUUUGUUUGUUUGUUUGUCUGUUGGCUUUUUGUUUGUUUGUUUGAAGUGUUCAUUUUAACAUUUUUAAAAAUAUUUUUAAGACUGGCUUUCUUUAAUCCCAUCUUGUCAUGUGUCUGUCUUGUGUUGGUGUUUGUUGUUUUGUUUUUGGUUUUUUUUUUUUUUUUAACACCGAACCUUGAAAAUAAAAUUAAAUCCUAGCUCGUCAUUCCUUAACUACAGAAGAGGAAAAUGUACACAGUGUAUUUAAUUAAUCAUUACGAUAACGAUAAUAAUUGUGAUGAAUAAUA